Messenger RNA from Aspergillus puulaauensis, 915 nucleotides. RefSeq lists its product as uncharacterized. Gene Ontology annotation, molecular function: aldose reductase (NADPH) activity. The record is from RefSeq and is a predicted model, not a curated record. Bases 1 to 915 code for a protein of 304 amino acids. Lineage: Eukaryota; Fungi; Ascomycota; Eurotiomycetes; Eurotiales; Aspergillaceae. The transcript has 4 exons. Gene Ontology annotation, cellular component: cytosol.
AUGGCUACAGAAUCAUUCCAACUAAACUCAGGAGCUAAGAUCCCCGCCGUGGGAUUCGGGACAUGGAAGGCCGGCCCUGGCGAGGCUGCUGCUGCUGUCCAGGCGGCGUUUGAGGCUGGAUAUCGUCAUUUUGACUGCGCUCCUUUAUAUGGAAACGAAGCAGAAAUCGGCCAGGUCUUUAAAAACACCAACGUCCCUCGCUCCGAGUACUUUGUCACUACAAAGCUCUGGUCCUCCGACCACCGCCGCGUCGAAAGUGCCCUGGAUAAAUCCCUCCGCGACCUCAACCUCGACUAUGUUGACCUCUAUCUCAUGCACUGGCCAGUAACGCUCGACCCGUCUCCAACCGACUCGAACUACGGCAAGGAAGACCGCACGGUGCAUGCGCAGGGGUGGGACUUCCGCGACACCUGGCGCGAGAUGGAGAAGUUGCUGGCCACGGGCAAAGUCAAGGCGAUUGGAGUCGCCAAUUUCUCGACGGUUAAUCUGGAGAAACUGCUAGAGACCGCGAAGGUCGUGCCCGCCGUCAAUCAAACGGAGAUCCAGCCCUUACUACCGCAGAAUAAAUUGAACGCGUUCUGUGCGGCCAAGGGGAUUCAUCAGACGGCGUUUGGCCCGCUGGGUGGCUCGGGGAGUACCCUGCAUCAGCAUCCUGAUAUCGUGGGGAAUGCGAGUAGGAGGGGUGUUGACACGGGCAAUGUUAUGCUCAGUUGGGGGAUCCAGAAGGGGUGGAGUGUUAUUCCAAAGAGUACGAAUCCGGUGCGGAUUGCGAAUAAUCUCAAGAAGAACUUUGUGCUGGAUGCGGAGGAGUUGCAGGCUUUGGAUAAACUGGCCUUGCCGAAGGGGAAGAGGUUUAAUGUGCCGAAUUGGGGGACUACUAUCUUUCAUGAUGAUGAGGCUGUUGAGUUGGAAUAG